AUGUACAACUCCAACCUCAGCCUGACCGUGCCGCCGCUGCUGGGCAUCGACGGCGGAGUGUGCACCACGCCCAGGACGCCGGAAAUCCUCAACUCGCUGAUGGCCAUGACAAACCCUCUCGAGUACUCGUACCCGUGCCCGGCGACGACGCAGGCAAACAACACAACGACGGCCGCCGCCGCCUCCACGGGCGUCCUCGGCAGCAACCCCUGCGCCGUCGCCGGCUCGCAACAGGUGUCACAGGCUUCCCACGACAGUCAUUCCAACAGUUCCGAUUCGCCGCUGGACUCACCCGCAGCCGGCCAUCGCAAGACUCCGAGCGUACAACAGACCCGCUCGCAACUGAUCAAGGCCGGUGUGAAGCUGCUGAUACAGAGCAAGCGCAAGCACAGCGGAUGCGAUUCCAGCGAUGGUAACGAAUCGUCCAGCGGCGGUGGUGGAGCAGGAGGAGGAAGGGCUCGCGGUACAAGUGGAGCCCCCCAGUCGAAGAAACGCCGUGACACCGAUAAUAUGACGAGUGAAGACGACGUGGACAGCCUGCUGGCGAACAACAAUUCGAUGGGUGGAGGAGGUCCGGGCAGUGCUAGCAGUCCACGAUCAGUCACAGGGCUAACUCCGGAUGAUGAGGAUCGCCGUAGGCGACGUCGUGAACGGAACAAGAUUGCCGCUACAAAGUGUAGGCUGAAGAAGCGAGAGCGUACGGUGAACCUGGUCAAUGAGUCGGAAACCCUAGAUGCACAAAACAAGGACUUGAAGCAGCAGAUGGCCGACUUGGAGAACCAACGACGGAAGCUUAUCGAAGUUCUGCAGGCUCAUGGUCCAUCCUGUGUGCACCAGAACGGUUACCAACCGCUACCUAGUCUGUCUACCAUUACGAACAAUAACUGCAAAUAUCUCAAUGACCUGAACUUCCUGGAUAGCUCAGCGGAUGAGAUCAAGUACUCGGAAUGUCUCAAAUCCGGUGGGGAAUUAGGUGAUUUCUCGAAACAAGACAACGUGCUACCUCCCGGUUAUUGUAAACUAUCUCCCACGGAGGUGAACUAUGCAACGCCUACCGACGUUAUGGCUAUGAAUAGCUUCGCAGAAUCGUUGAAAUCCGAAUACAUUCCAGCCAAUCAAACUAAGCCUGCUCGUGCUAAACCUGGACCCAAGCCUCGUCAAAAAGCAGCCAAGCGUUCGAUCCCAGUUACCAGUACGACGACUACAGUGACGGAAUCUUUACCAUCCAUACCCGUAACCCUCCCUAGCGCCGACUGCAUUCUGAAAAGCGAGCUUAUCGACACUAGCAGUCCGUACACUACAGUGCAAUCGGCCGACCGCUUCUUAUUCGAAAAUUCUCUAGAUCUGUACAACAACAAUAACAACGACAGCAAUACCCUGGACGGCCACCACACCAACGACAGCGACAAACUCGCUUCCCUAGCCGCCAAGGACAACACUUCGAACGCACUGCUAGAGUUCAGCGCAAGCUUCGACACCAUCAAACCUUCCGACUACGGACUCCUGCCAACGCAUCAACAUCUGUCCAACCAACUUCCCCACCUUCAUCAACAACACCAACCCCAACAGCAGCAACAACAACAGUGCCAUCUACAGCAGAGUCUCGGAACUCUGCAACUCCACCAGCAACCCCUGCAGCAUCACAACCUGCACCAGCAGCUGCUCUCGCAGUCCAACGUUUCCGGCCUGCUCGGCGGUACCAGCAUCGUGACCAACGACUUCCUGAUCAUGCCGAACGACGACAGCGAGUUCACCGACCUGGACAGCGGCAUAACGUCCUACGCCAGCAUCAACGGGGGCUGCCUGGCGUGACCUCCGUCGUUGUCGCCGUUGCCACCGUUACCACUAAUGUUGUGAGAAGGCUAGGCCGUAACUUUGAUCGGAUCACUAGCCACUACACUAGCCUAGUAGAACGGAGUGUUUCAGCCAUGCUGUGUAGUUACAGAGAAAAGUUUGCCAAAUUUGUCGUACUCUACCCCCAUCACCCAGUGAUCGCCACGCGCGCGCAGUUACCGUACUCUCGUUUUUUUUUUCUUAUUAAUGUUUGUUUAAAUAUUUGUAUUUAUACUUGUAAUCGAACAUCCUGCUUAGAGGAGGUGUGUGAGUGUGUUUGGUAGUCAGUUAGUAGCCACUAGGGAAGACGCUCUUGAAGAAGACGCAAAAGAAACUCAAAAUCUACGGUUUUUACGGAAUCGAAAAAAAAAGAAAAUUACCGACUCAGAGCCGGUAUGAUUCAGUCACGUAAAAGUUUAUCGGCCAUAGGGGUGCACGUGUCAAUCAACUAAGGCAUCAUUCAGUCUCUCUCGAAUGUUACGGAUUGUUCACAGGUUCGGACCAUUAUUCGAUGAACUGGUAGUUGUGACAGGUUGGUUCGGAAGUCAUGUCUGACGUCACCGAAUUGUUCUAAGCAAUAGGAUGAUCCGAACCUGUACGCACACAUUGGUCUCUCUCUCACUCUCUGCUGUCACUCGAAAGGGAAAAAAACUAUCGUUCGCGCGAGUGAAUGCGUGUAUGUGUGAGCUCUAUUGCGUUCGAAUGUGUAUGUGUGAGCGCGCAAUCGUUGCGGGUUCAAGGAGAAAGAGAAAGAAAUCAUCUGCAGAAAAGUUUCUUUGUUCACAGACGUAAUCGUAUUUACAAAUACCUAACUGUUAAGACUUCCUUUGAUCAACUUCGUUUCCGGUUUUAGAAAGUAAACCAGCAAAAUGCAUUCCUUAUUUGUUUGUAAGUUGUAUCGUAUACUCACAUGUCAUCGUUCGGUUUACUACUGUGCAUCAAUUGUUUACCCAUAGAUUGUUUACACCUUUUUUCAUUCUUUCUCUUUCUCGUCGUGUCUCAAAUUUAAGAUAAAACAAAACUAAAUAGUGGUUUUAAUAAUGUAUACUUCAGCAAUAUUGUGAUAUUCGUUGCCCGCGUUUUGGUGAGAUUAUGGAUCAAUUGAAAUCUGUCUAAUGCACCGUAUCAAAAGGUAACUUUAAAAGAAGAAAAAAAACUGUAAAAAAAACAACAAAGGUACUUUGCAGAUGUCAAAUCCAAUUGUUGAUCAGAAGCAAUUGCAUCCAAUGACUCAAGGAAUGUUUUGCUGAUGAGUUGAAAAGUCCCAGGGAUACCCGGAGCAGUAGGCGUUGAAAUGAACAAAAAGUCAAAUUUUUAUUAUACAAAAAUCACAUGGUGGAACUGUCAAAAUCAAGGGUUUCUUAUGGAAGUGAGUAGGAAAUCACUAAAACAAUGCUCGCAGUGAAAUCAAAACAAUGAAGAUUUUUUCCAGCUUACACAAGUUAACAGUUUUCGAAUAAUGGGUCUUUGUUCGGUCUCCAGAUAGUAGGCCAAAUGACGAAUGGCCAGAUGGCCGAAAGACAUUUGAUCGAAUGAAUAUUUGGGAUAUUCCUCUUUCCUUGGUACAGUAGACGUUCGAUAACUGCAACAUGUUUACGUUUCACUUACCGAAUAAAAUUCAGUCAGUAACUGCAACAGCUGACAGACGUCAAAGAACUGUCAAUUGAUGCGGAAUGCAGCCAAUGUGCAUGCGGAAAACAUCGCAUUGCAGCAAAAGUGCAUGCGAAAAAAAACAUCGCAUCGCUGUUGACAUUUCAAUUUGACGGAUAGCGGUGCGAUAACUGCAAAAUUAUUGCACUUAGCGGACUUGCAGUUAAAAAGCAAUGCAGUUACAGAGUUUGCACCGAGCGAACGUCUAUACUGUAGUUCCUUCUGUAAAUUCAGUAAAGUGUCUUCCUGCCAUUUGUUACGCCAGCUGUACGACAGUCAUUCUAAGCCAAUUACAGGUGCGUGUAUUCGUGCAACUGUUGUUUUACAUCUGUAAACAAAUGCAUACAAUGAUGCAUCACGUGUAAAGGGCUAUGAUGAACGUGAUAAUGAGGCUCAGCUUCUGCUGGGCGACCGAAGAUUCUACGUCCGGCUUGUAAGUUUGACAGUUUACCAUUGACCUUUUCAUAGAUGUUUAGCUUGUUUUAUAGUUUCUAGAAUGACAGUUCCGAGUAGGCGAUUGUUUUCGCAGCGUAAUAAACAAAUGCAGCGACGGAUCUGUUAUAUAAAUACGAACAAAUUUUUGACAGAUUUUCUUGUUGACUUUCUGUGAAAUUCCUAAAGAGUCUAAAGUUAGGCAGAAUCUUUUGAGAUUUUCUAGUCAAAUCUUUGGCAAAACUUCUGAUGAAAACCCGACAGAGUUUUUCGAGAAGUUUCUGUAGGAAUGUUAAUGCCUAAACGACCAAAAAUGCUUCUUGUUUGGGAAAAUUAGCUGGGAAAUUCCACCAGUUAUUUCCCCAUGGAUUACUUCAGGAACUCCUCUGGUUCCGACAAAAAAUCUCUGAAGAUCUGUUUCAGGAAUACUCUCAAACGCCCUCCACGAACUUGUCCAUGAGUUGUUCAACAAAUUCCAACACAUUUGUUCAUGGAUUCUGGAUGCAUUUCCUACAGGAAAUUUAUCCAAAAGCAAAAGCUAUUUUUUUAAAUCCCUUCAACAAUUUCUACAAGAUGCAAUAAAAAACAAAUUCUUGGCUCAACCGCGUGUGAUACUUUGCGGAGCCGACAUUAAUUUUAAAGUGAAACAUCACAGAAGUCAACAGUAAUAUGACAAGUUUCGGUUUGGAAUCACUGGAAACUAUAAAAUUCAAAACAGAAGAUUUAGAUAGUAAAACAAUAUGGAAAUACAGCGCCUAUUGUUUAAUCAUAUUCAAAUCUUUUCAAUCAUCAGCAAAAAUCAGUGGCAAAGCCAUUAUUAACUAAUGUAGCAUUUUUCCUUCCCAAUUCCUUAUUUAUGAAAACAAAGUUAAAUAUACAUUUGUAAGCGAAAACAAUUUAAGCUAACCCCUAGUUUUCUUUACAUUUAUUUCUUUAAGUUUUAAAGCUAAAAUGUAACUCCCUUUAAGAAACGCUUAACCUGCUACUACUACUAUUUUUUAUCGUUCACUAUAGACACAAAAAUAUUAAGAACAAAUGAAAGUUGAUAAAAAAACAAAACAAAUGUAUAUUAUCGUCUGCUCUAGAAGUAAUAUAUGUUUAAGAAAAGGUAUUUUUUAUAAAAAAAAACUGAAUAAACACAAAACAAUCUCUAGUUGUUAGAUGAAACCUUUGCCUCUCGAGACGCAAACGUCGUUCUCCCCGAAUGAAAAAAAUCGGAGACCCAGCGCCACAACAUGACCCCGAUUCAUGGAAUUCAAAAUUAUACUGCUCAGCAGCGAUAAUGACAGUCAAAGGUGGCCUUGGAAAGCCUUCCGCCGUAUUUUUCAUCCGGGGAGAUUCGCCUCCGCAGUGAACCAGCUAAUGAACACAACAGCGCAAACCAUAUGACCAAUUAAAAUGCAAUCAAGUUAGUCAGCUUAGCUCUUCGGAAUCGGGCCUGAUGGAUGUGAUGUUCAAAUAUUUGAACGGAUUUGCGAACGGAAGAACACGGAAAUCAAUUGUGCUUUAUAGAUAUUAUACAAACUACAAGUCGUGGAGCUUAAUUAUUUUCAUAUACAACAGAUACGAAGCCUGAAGUAGGUGUAAAAAAGUUGGAAGUUGCACAGCAAUCGAAUGCAUCAUCACAGAAAAAAAAAAACAGCAGUGGGCGAUGAUAUGCUAAGGAUGUUAACUCGUGAACAUUUUGUUUUCGUUUUACCUUUUCCAAUUGGAAAUUUUCCGAAUUCAACGUCUCCAGUAAUGUACACCUCUAGGGAUGUUUAGUUUACAAAAAAAAAGGAAUCAAUUACUUGUGUGUAAUUAAUUUCUUUUUUGUAAAUUGAACAUCUCAGGGGUGUACAUUACUCGAGACGUUCAAUUCGGAAAGUAUAAAUUCAAAAGUAUAAAUUCUGUUAGUUUGACGAAUUACAUCCAAUCGGUUACUAUGGCAACCAGGACGCAAUCGUAUUUUGCCACAAAAAUACUAGUCAUCAUACAAUCACAACACAGCAUUUAGUAAUCACCUAGCCGAAAAAAGACCAUCGUGCUGACAAUCGCCCACUUCUAAUUAUCUCUCUCUCCUACUCUUACUAUCUUCCUCUCAAUCAUCGUCGCCCGCCAUUUUUGUAACGCAUCGUUACAUCGCAAAGCCUGCUUCCAUGUUGUAACACGCGCCACAAAAGCAACAACAACAAUGAACUGUACCAGACACAAACAAUAGGACGCAAUGACAAAAUGACUACCACUAGUGAAAGGAACACUAAGAAGAAAAUGCCUUCCUAUUUUGAGUAAUAGGUUAUAAUGCAUGUUAGUACAGAAAACUAAGCAAAAAAAAAAACAAGUUAUUCCUCUUGAGAAGAUAUAUACAAGAAAAAAAAAAAUAAAACAAUGUUAUAUUGUUAAGACACAAUUUUAAAUACGAAGAAAAACACUGCUUAAAUCGAAAUCGGAGCCUUAUAUUAGAUUGUUGUAGAGCUUAAUGACCAAAACCGAAGCAAAACCAAUACAUUGAAAAAGUCUCUUGUUGUAGAAUUGCGCCCAUCAAACAAAACAAUCGUCACACGAAUAUUAGUUCCAUUUUACCCCGGUGUCAAAACGGAAGCUUUUAAUAUUUGCCAGAUCCGCGCGCCCCCCGCCUCGAUUGGUUUGUGACCCCUCGUGUAUCGAAGUGCCAUCUACUGGAGAGCAAGCGGAAGAACCGUUCGUGUCCGUCACGAACAGUCAACGGUUGCUCUGACAGUUUUUAAAUUCUUAUUUUUAUUCGACUCUGGGCGGAGGAGUUCAACCAGGCAAGGACCAACGGCCGGUCGAGUUUUAACGAGAUUUGUUUGAUUUUGUUUUUAAUUUUCCAAACGACUUUUACAGACGAAAAUACGAAACUACUUUGUACCUGUGCCGGCGUCGUCUUUUAUUGAUUUAUAAAUAUGAUUCAUGAACCAACACAUCAAUGACAUUUUGAAUACUAACAACGUCUUUUUUUUGCUAGUUAGGUUAAAUUUUCCUAUGUUUCUGUUCAAUGAAAAACCUUUUACAUCACCCGCAUAGAUACAAACAAAUGCGCAGUAGAUUUUAGGUUUGAUAGAUCCGUAGAUCGUAACAUAACUUUUCAUCUAUACAAGGGUACUGCAAAUACUAAAUAAAAAACAAUCAAAGCGAAAAACGAAUACCAGAACAAACUAGGAAAAAUCUAAUUCUAUGAAAAAUCACAGUGCUAUACAUAUUUACCUUUAACCUAAAAAGAAGAGCAAAGUAAACCAUUGUUGAACGGAAUAAGAACUAAAAGUGUUGCCUGUAAGCUAAGCGAUGGCGUGGAAAACAGAACGUAUUUGAACCUUGUGAGAACAAAAAAAAGCCGAAAGCUGUAAAACAUCACACGAUGAACGAAAACAAAACCUAAAGCAUUAAAUGAGAAAAUAAACAUCGAAAAAA
Messenger RNA from Aedes albopictus (Asian tiger mosquito), 7323 nucleotides. Its product is annotated as activating transcription factor 3. Gene Ontology annotation, biological process: regulation of transcription by RNA polymerase II. Bases 1 to 1812 code for a protein of 603 amino acids. The record is from RefSeq and is a predicted model, not a curated record. Gene Ontology annotation, cellular component: nucleus. NCBI's taxonomy places the organism in Eukaryota, Metazoa, Arthropoda, Insecta, Diptera, Culicidae. The transcript is spliced from 4 exons. Gene Ontology annotation, molecular function: RNA polymerase II cis-regulatory region sequence-specific DNA binding; DNA-binding transcription factor activity, RNA polymerase II-specific.